Molecule: messenger RNA, 873 nt
Organism: Botrytis byssoidea
Lineage: Eukaryota; Fungi; Ascomycota; Leotiomycetes; Helotiales; Sclerotiniaceae
Exons: 2
Coding region: 1-873 (290 amino acids)
Source: RefSeq, a predicted model, not a curated record
AUGCACCGAACAAGACACCAUAUAGACUACUCUGAUAAUGAAGAAAUUCAAUUACCCGUUCCAAAACGAGUGCCGAUUAUUUGGUCCGACGAGGAUGAUAAAGCUCUUGCUGAAACAUCUCCAUGGAAAAUUCGAAUCUGGAGGAAAGUAAAGGAGUUAUAUGGAAUCGAUGCCACAGAUAUUAUUCCUCCAAACACAACAGCAUCCUUUCUAUCUGAUCGUGGAACUGACAACGUUCCUGUUUGGGCCGUACUUCCUGCUCGGAGAUUGACGAAGAUACUGAAAUGUCCAAUUUUUAGAGGCCAUUCUGGAUUGAACUUAUUACAUUACUCAAUUUUAUUGGCCAGAUUUCAUCGCCUGCCUCAUUCGAGUCUGAAUCCGAACAACAAAAAAGUACGCCAAUAUCUGGAAAAUCAUUUGCCCUCAUUACCUGAAGCCCCAAGAGAUCUGCCAAUACACUCUGACUUCACCAAAAACAUCAAGAGAUGCGCCGAACAGAAUACCAGAGAAUCGUCCGUGGCUUUAGGAAUUUCUGCUUUGGAUUUCGAAACCAUUAUAAACUCAUGGGAUGCCUAUGUUAGGGAGAAUCCUGAACACGGAUUAAAAACCGUUGCUGAAUAUUCAGCUCGGAGGACCGAACGUAUAUCAGUGUCCGAGAAUGGGGCAAUUAUACAAAUGAAAAAGAGAGCAUUGGUGAAUGCAUUUCGUCGACCUGAAGACAGGAUUGCUGAUGAUGUACAAAUGCCUGAAGAGCCAAAUGAUCUCGAAUCCCCUAACAUGACUUCUGACGACGAACCCCCGAUGCAACAUCAAGAAGAUAUUGGCAAUCUUGAUCAACACAAAAUGGACGAGAUUCGCGGCGAGAGCCUGUAG